Dunckerocampus dactyliophorus (ringed pipefish) is the source of this 3768-nucleotide messenger RNA. RefSeq names its product centromere protein T (gene cenpt). Gene Ontology annotation, molecular function: DNA binding; protein heterodimerization activity. Gene Ontology annotation, cellular component: kinetochore. Lineage: Eukaryota; Metazoa; Chordata; Actinopteri; Syngnathiformes; Syngnathidae. The transcript has 14 exons. Gene Ontology annotation, biological process: chromosome segregation; mitotic cell cycle; kinetochore assembly. The record is from RefSeq and is a predicted model, not a curated record. Bases 206 to 2824 code for a protein of 872 amino acids.
CACUCAAAAAAUAACGCGGGACACAACAGAAGUAUGUCCGUUGAAUUUCGUCUUAAAAGACCUAAACCUACUUAAAAGAACUAAACUGCUUUAUCAUCUGCUAAGACUUGUUACUCUCCAAUCUUUUUUACAAUUAAAAAACACAUUCCAAAAGCUUCCGAAACCUUUGCUGUCGCCGUUUGUUGUGAACAGUUAAGGUGGCAAGAUGGAUUCUACGGAGGACUUGUCUGCUCGGGUUCUUCUUAAACAUAUUCUCACUACCGAACCACCUAGGACUCCUGUCACCCGCAGCAUCUCCAGAGGAAACAAUUCCGCAUUUAUCCGCCACACCAGAUCGAGCAAAAAGAAUGCUGGUGUACAAACCCCACAGGACAUCUUGAGGCGCAGUCUAAGGCAGAACCUGCGUGAGAGCAUAUCCAGGACGCAUCUUCCACCUGCUAGCAAAAGGAGAACCGCAUCGGUCGUGGUGAGAAAGGCCUCAUCCCCCAUGCUGUUUGACGAGGGAGACACGCCGAGGCACAUACUCAUGAACAUUUUGCGUACAGAGCCUGUCAAGUCCCCUGUGAUUCACGAGGAAGUUGCACCACUGGAGACACAGGUGCCUUCAGCAGACAGCAGCGUUGUCACGCAUUCAAACAUUGCGCUGUCUGGGUUGGAUCUGCCUGAUCUAACUUUUGGCAAUGCAGCAAGUGUCGCAAAGAGGCUUAGCCGAAAGAGACCACGUCGCAUGGUCAAUGUAUCCACUUUUGAAAAGAGGCUCAGGGAGGGAGAGGGUGAAAAUGAAGAGGAGGAUUUGGCACAAGAGGAUCUGUCGCUGUCUUUGUCAAACGCCACUUCCCUGAGUCUAAAAACGCCCUUUGGGAAUGUUCAGACUGAGAAGAAAGGCCUGCGGAGGAGAAUUGCUCAACGUCGAAAAAUCACAGAGGAGGGUUUUGGUGAUGCUGUGAAUAAGAUGCUUUUAGAUUACGGGGCGAGCGGCUUUAUGCAAGGAGAUCCAGACUUCAGUGAGAGCGCCCAGGCUGAGGCUUUCACUGUGAAUAAACUCGAGCUCACUAAUGACAUUAGCCACUCUAACACGUCUGAUGCCCCCGUCUGCAAUGUCUCUAUCCUUGGGAUACAGGACCAGUCCACCGUUGCAGCGUCUCAGAUACAGAGUGCAAUGGCGAUGGGGGCACAGAGCCAGCUGGAUGCAGGGGGUGGAGUCGUGCACAUGUCUGGAAGCCAGGAGGAGAAGAAUACAGCCCAUUGUGAAGCUGAAUUAGAGACACCCAAGUCUGAGGAAGAGGAUGAUGACGGGGAAGAAGAGGAAGGGGCAGGAGUUGAGUCUCAAACUGAAGAGGAUGCUGCAGCGCCAUCUGAGGGAGAGGAUGGCAUGGAAGAAGGGGAAGGGACUCCAGUUGACUCUCAAGCUGAAGAGGACGUUGCAGCGUCUUCUCAGGAAGAGGAUGCUGCAACGCCAUCUGAGGAAGAGGACGGCGUAGAAGAAGAGGAAGGCGCUCUAUUUGACUCUCAAGCUGAAGAUGCUGCAGUGCCAUCUAAGGAAGAGGAUUGCAUGGAAGAAGGGGAAGGGACUCCAGUUGACUCUCAAGCUGAAGAGGAUGUUGCAGCGUCGUCUCAGGAAGAGGAUGCUGCAAAGCCAUCUGAGGAAGAGGAUGGCAUGGAAGAAGGGGAAGGAGCUCUAGUUGACUCUCAAGCUGAAGAGGAUACUGCAGUGUCAUCUCAAGAAGACGAUGCUGCAAUGCCAUCUGAGGAAGAAGACGGUGUGGAAGAAGAGGAACAGGCUCUUGUUGACUCUCAAGCUGAAGAGGGUCUAGCAGCAUCAUCUCAAGAAGAGGAUGCUGCAACACCACUUGAGGAAGAGGACAACAUGGAAGAAGACGAAGAGGCUGCAGUUGCUGCUCGAGCUGAGGAGUCUGCUUCAGUGACAUCCGAGGAAGAGGAUGCGACUGCUACCAGGUCUCAGUCUGAGGAAGAAGACACAGCUGAUGAUGAUGAUGACAAUGACGGCCAUCAGCAUGAUGAGCAAGGGUCGAAAUACGACAUGGAGCACAUCAGUCUACAAGCUCCUCGAUCCGAGGCAGCUCUUGUCAUGCCUGUUGAAGAGGCUGACAUCACGGAGCCUGGCUGGCUGAGAGGCUCGGGGGUCAAGAACAGAACCCACAGGGAAGAAGCCUCUGGUAUUGAAGCAGGACCCGCCUUUCAUCAUCUGGAGGUGAGCAGUGACAAAAGAUACGGCGGUCACCCCAUAGAGGCUCCCCCUGCUGAGGAUGCGGGCCCACAUGAACAGGAAGAGUGGGAGGAGGAAGACCACGAAGAAGAAGAUGCAGAAAUCCCCAUGAAGACUCCAGCAUUUGUUCGAGAAAGGAGGACUUUUCAAGUGGCUUAUCAGGCCUCGCCCACUGUUUUAAAGCCUCAAGCCAGUAGCACAAGUAAUGGUGUACCUUUACCGAAACCAAAACGAGUGAGGAAGCCCAAAAGUACAACAGUCAAGAAAGGCACCGGCCUUCCUAAAAACUACCUCAUGGGUGUCUUCAGGCACUUCGCCAAAGCAAAGGUGUCUGCUGAUGUUUACCCCGUCUUAAAUGAGAUAAUGGAUAAAUUCUUUGAGCGGAUGGCCGACGACCUGGAGACGUUUGCUGCUCACGCCAAGAGAAAAACCAUCGAGGUUGAAGAUGUCGAACUGUUGUUGAGACGGCAGGGUCAUGUGAAUGACAAGGUGCCCGUGGAAGUCCUGAUUGAAAAGUACCUGCGCAUGGACCAGCGCAAGCUCCUGAUCCCCAUCGCAACGAGCGGGAACGUUGUCAUCCCGAAAAUGAGGCGAUGAAUUAACUAAGAAUAAGAAUGUUUUUAUUGCCAUUGAAAGUGCAUCCAAUAUGUCACACCAUAAAAAAAACACACACAGUAAAUAACAAGUAAACAGAGUGUGUCAGAGUACAUUAUAGGCGUGGUAUGAAAGAGAAUAAGAGGAAUGUGAAAUUCCUUGUUCAUGUACAGGUAUAGUAGGUGAAGGCAAAUUGGCAGUAUUCAAUGCAAUGACAGCUCUCACAAAAAUGUUUAUUAGCCUUUUGGUUCUGGUUCUGACAACUGAUGUUUAUUCUUCAAUAUAUAAGUUAUUCAUGUCAUUUGUUGUUUCUUUUAAAACAGUAAAGUGGGCAAUUCUGUGUGUUAUGUAUUAUUAGGUACGCUUGAUAAAACAUACACUUUGCAUCCCAUGCUGGUAAUGGCAGUUUCUCUGAAAAGUUGUGGAAUAUUAACUGGCUUUAUGGUUCUUUAUUACUGUCUUUUGGGGGCUUUAAAAUGUUAUUUUUCCCUGACCAAAUAAUCAGUUCCCAAAAAUGAACUUCUUUUAAUAAGCGGAGCAGAAACAAAAUCAUCCCCAGUAAGCAUUGCUGUAUGAUUAUAGCAUAUGAUUAUACCACCCAGUACACUUGUAUUGAGUAAAUACACAUGCAAUGCUGUGAUAGCAUGUCAUACACAGUUCACAGCCCCGCUGAUUUGGCUGCAUGGUAUCUGGGGAUUGCUAUGAUAUGCUGUAAUGUUUUUUGUAGUGUUUGUCCUAAUGCAGUGGUUCCCAAAAUUUUCAGUCGCGCACCCCUUCAGACAUCUGACUGUAAGUCAUGUACCCCCUCCAGAUAUAUAUAAAUAUAUUAUGACAUAAAAUCAUGUCAUAUUUUUCUACUACACACAUAGGCUACUAAUUUAAAACACAUGGUUUUAGAGUUGUCUUCUGUUUGGUGAAUUUAUAUUAUGAAUGAUUAUUAAUUAUAA